AUGUCGACGUCCGUGUCUGAAGAACCGGCUCAUCACCCUGUCAAGCGUGCGCUCGCACCAUGGAAACUCACGGCUGAGGUGUACAUGCUCUUCCUGACAUUGAAGGAGUUGCCCAAAAAUGUGCAUGAUGAGUUGGAAGGCGAGGUUGGAGGGUGGGAUGACAAGGAGAAGGGAACGUUCAAGGGGGGUUUGGGGAGUGUGGUUGUCGUUAGGUAUAGGGACACGCCUGUAGGUCCAUACGACGAACUUCUCCUCGUCCCCGGAAACUUCAUCGUCCCACAGCCCACUAGCACUACCUCAUCCCACUUGCCUAUCAAGAUCCCUAAAAAAGCCCAACGCAUAUCCCGCAUCUACGUCUCCCAACGCACAACAACCUAUAAUGGCCGCCUGAACUGGAAUAUACCCAAACACCUCGCUCGCUUCUCCUUCUCUUCGCCACCGACGCCACCUGGUGCCUCGCCCCCCUCCAGCCUCACCGUGCAAGUCUUUCCCCCAGGCACUAAGGAUGGAGAUGGCGGCGCCCCAUUCUUUGCUUGUACGCUCAAGCCGUGGACGUUGGUUCCGCCCAUUCCGCUAAACACAAAGUAUCUUCCGCUUAGCAUGGCAGCCGCGCAGCCGCCAUUGCCUGCUGCACCAGAGUAUGAGAGGUCGCUUAGCGAGGUCCUCGGGGGAGCAGAGGUGGACGAGUAUGAUCUAGAUCCGAAGAAAGAAGGUGCCGUGCUGGUGGGCACGCAGAAGUGGCGGGCGUUUGAUAUUGCGGCGAUUACGCCGAGAGCGAGGGGGUGUUGGGUUGAGGUGCAUGAGAAGAAAGACGAGGAGGUGGUUGAAGAGGGUGGAAAGGAGUGGUGGCCGAGGAAUUUGGGGUCGUGGAGUGUCGGGGCUUGGAUGGAGGAUGUGGAUUGGAAAUUGGGGGAGGUGGUGGAGUGGACAGGGUAA
This is a messenger RNA of Alternaria arborescens, 936 nucleotides long. RefSeq lists its product as hypothetical. Lineage: Eukaryota; Fungi; Ascomycota; Dothideomycetes; Pleosporales; Pleosporaceae. The record is from RefSeq and is a predicted model, not a curated record. The transcript has 3 exons. Bases 1 to 936 code for a protein of 311 amino acids.